Ricinus communis (castor bean) is the source of this 1861-nucleotide messenger RNA. RefSeq names its product cytochrome P450 71D445. Lineage: Eukaryota; Viridiplantae; Streptophyta; Magnoliopsida; Malpighiales; Euphorbiaceae. The transcript is spliced from 2 exons. Gene Ontology annotation, molecular function: oxidoreductase activity, acting on paired donors, with incorporation or reduction of molecular oxygen; heme binding; monooxygenase activity. The record is from RefSeq and is a predicted model, not a curated record. The coding region runs from base 72 to 1610 and encodes 512 amino acids.
AUUGGAAGAAUUGCAGGUAAGCAAUCAACUACCCUUAAGCUCCCCCAUCAAAACAUCUGCUACUCUUUGCCAUGGAACUCCAACUCCCCUCGUUGGACUUCCCUGUGAUUUUCAUCUCCAUCUUCUUUAUUUUCAUAGUAUUCAAAAUAUGGAAGGAAUCCAAAUCCAAGAGCUCAACUCUAAAUCUUCCACCGGGACCACUGCAGCUACCUAUAAUAGGAAGCAUGCUUCACUUAGCCGGAUAUCUUCCCCAUCGCCGCUUGGCAGAAUUAGCCAAGAAACAUGGACCUGUUAUGCUUGUUCAGGUUGGUGAACUUUCUAACGUUGUCAUUACUUCUGCUGAAGCAGCUAAAGAAGUAAUGAAGACCCAUGAUGUCGUCUUUGCUCAGAGGCCCACUGUCUUUGCAGCUAGCAUUAUAGCUUACGACAAUAAAGACAUUGCAUUUGCACCUAAUGGACCAUACUGGAGACAGCUGCGGAAGAUGUGCGCAAUGGAAUUGCUGAGCGCUAAACGCGUUCAAUCAUUCAGAUCAAUCAGAGAAGAGGAAGUGUCCGCAAUGAUCCAAUCCAUUUAUUCUAGCGCCGGAUCACCAGUCAACAUAACAAAGUUCAUCAACGCUUUAACUUACAGAGUCAUUUCAAGAGCAGCUUUUGGUAAGGUAUGGAAUGGAGAAGAAGAAUUUCUAUCAGCUGUGGAGCAGAUUAUGUUAGAAGUAGGGAAAGGUGUUAGUCUAGCUGAUGUGUUUCCUUCCAUCAAAUUGCUUCGAGCGAUGAGUGGGAUGAAGGGUAGGGUAGAAAAGCUAUUUAAACAAGUGGAUUUUGUAUUUCAAAGCAUCCUAACUGAACAUAAAGUUUCAAGAAAGGAACUAGGUGCAGAAAGGGAAAAAGAAGGAGAAGAUCUUAUCCAUGUGCUUUUGGAUCUCCAAAAGCAAGAGGAUCUUGAAUUCCCUUUAACUGACGAAAACAUCAAAGCAGUCAUCAUGGACAUAUUUGUUGCUGGUACGGACACCUCCGCUACGACUAUAGAAUGGACAAUAUCAGAAUUGAUGAGAAACCCGAGAGUGUUACAAAAGGCUCAAGAAGAGGUGAGAAGGGUCUUUGGUGAGAAAGGAAAUGUUGAUGAAGCUGGUCUACAUCAUCUAAGCUACGUUAAAAUGGUACUCAGUGAAGCACUCAGAAUGCAUCCUCCAGCACCAUUGGUACUUCCAAGAGAAAGUAAAGAGCACUGCGUGGUUCAAGGUUAUGAUAUACCUGCAAAAUCCAAGGUAAUGGUGAAUGCAUGGGCAAUUGGAAGGGAUCCUAAGUCUUGGACUGAACCUGAUGAGUUCUAUCCGGAGAGAUUUAUUAAUAGUUCAGUUGAUUUUAAGGGGGCUAAUUAUGAAUUUAUUCCAUUUGGAGCUGGGAGAAGGAUAUGUCCAGGAUUGCUGUUUGGAGUAGCUGCAGUUGAACUUCCAAUUGCCCAAUUGCUAUACCAUUUUGACUGGAUAAUUCCCGGCGGAGUGAAGCCGGAGAAUCUUGACAUGACUGAAGAUUUUGGUGCUGCGGUGAGAAGGAAAAAUGAUCUCAUCUUAAUUCCAAAUCCAUAUAUAAACUCAGCCUUCCACGGUUAACUAAAACCAACUAGCUAGACAUAUAUACAUGCAGUUUAUUUUUAUGUUUUCUUUCGUUAGUUUGCUAUCAGAUAAUAAGUCAACUGACAUGGCAAAAUUGGUGUGUAUUUUAUGUAUUACCAUAGCAUUUGCCAGUCCAGUUUUACUCUGUUCUUGCUAUGAUAGACAUAUUCUGAAUUACACGGCUGAGUUUCUUUCAACACAACAAUUCAUAACCAGCGAUUAUAUAAAGUUUUACUCUGUUCUUCCAA